CGGAGCUCCGCGGGCUGCCCCCUGAUAUCGCGGACGAGGCGCUCGUGCUCUGCCUAAAGAAGCCGAUGCUGGGGGUGGGGGACGGGGGGACCCCUGUGCGGAGCUGGCGGAGACCCGGCCGAGGGGGCGUUGGCACUUUUCAGGAGCCGGCAGGUGAGGGGGCGGGCGGAAGGGGCAGCCUGAGCGCCCUCUGCCGGCUGCGGGCUGCCGGCCCGACGCCCCUCUCCGCCCCAGCGAGGAUGCAGCGAGGGUCUGGGCCUAGGAGGGGCGCAUGCUCCCUGGUGCCGCCGUGUUCCCUUGCCCUCUGCUGUGCACCCCAGCGCCUGGAGCCGCAGAGCCAGACCCUGCUGCGUGCCACGGGGCACCCAGAGCAUCCCUGCCAUGCCCUGGACAGCCCCGGACCAGACCGGGUCCUGGCCCAACUGCCCCUGCCCUUCUGGGGGGGUGGGGGUGAGAGGCAGGACUGGGGCGGGGGUGCCUGUUGGGGAGAUGCUCUGAGCCGACUUGCACCCUCCCCCAUAGAGGUCCGCGUCCUGGGGGAACAGGCUCGGGCCCCGGCCCCGGGCCUUAGGGGGCUGAGGUGUCUGUCCCUGGCCUGGGUGCCCCAGGCCUGAGCUGUGUGUGUGUGUGAGGGGGCAUCCUCCCCGCACCUGCUGCUGCUGCUGGAGCUGUACCUGGAAAGUGUGUGUUGCGGUGGCAGGGGGCUCCUGGACACCACUGUCUCCUUCCAGCACUGGCAGGGGGAGUGGGUGGCCCAAGUGGUUCUACACCAGGACCACCCGCUGCAGGAAUCGGAGCUGAGCCUCCUCCCCCAUGAGCCUGAGAAUCUUGCCAAGGACACCAGUGGAGGGGACUGCCCGGUCGAGUUGGAGCCUGGGGCCACUGAGCAUGCUGUCCUGGAGGCCGGAGGGCCAGCAAGGGCACUGAAGGGUGCAGGGACGGUGACCCUGGGCUCUGAGGAGGCACCGGCAUAGGUAGGAAGGAGCCUUCUGCAGACAGGUCCUCUAGGGUCUCUUGGAAAGGCUGGGCCAGUCCGCUUAGGGCUCGUGGGGUCACUGGGACGGGGGCUGGUGAGCCUGGGGCCAGUGGGCUCUUCAGAGGAGGCAGGGCUGAUGAGCCCGGGGUCUGUGGGGUCUCCAGGCCCAGCGGGCCCCAUGGAGAUUGCCCCAGGGUCUCUGGAGCAUGUGGGGUGGGUGAGCCUGGGGCCUGCGGGGCCACCAGGGUGGGGGCUGCUGGGUAUGGCGCUGUCCCUGGAGCCAGGAACCAUGCCUUUCAUACAACUUGGCCACGAGGACCUUCUUGCCGGCCUGGGACGUGUUGCUGUCUUCCCGGUGGGAGGGCCAGAUCUGAUGGGCUUUCGGCUCUGGGGAGCCCUGGCCCCAUGCCAGGGGGCGGAGUAGUUUCUGCAAAGUCUGCUAGGGGGCAGUGUCUGUCACGUGCUGAGCCCGAAGGCCCAGAGCAGGGCCAGGCUCCUGGGUGGCCCGGACCAGACCAGCGCUUCGGGGCCGGGGGCUCAGUUCCGAUGUGUCUUUGGGACAGAGCGUCUGGCCAGGGCUGCCCUGGACACAGACCCUGAAGAGGUAGAGACAGAGGCCGCCCUGCCCUUCCCCUCUCCCUCAUCACAGCCCCAGGUGUCUCCCCCACUCUUGCUCAGGGGCCUGGGCGGGGUGGGUGCCUUUGGGCCCCCCCACCUUUCACUUGAAUUAUCCUUUCCUGCAGCCGCACCCUGGCUGGGCUUGGCCACUGACCCAGAGGAGGUCCGAGGGCUGAUAGCCACCCUGGAGGACCCCGUUGGGGAGGGCUGGCCGCCUCCAGAGCUGGGGACAGAGAAGCCUGAGGGGGAGUCUGCACCCAGGGCCGGGAGGGGCCUUCGCGGCUGCAAGCGGAGGUGUGCUGGCCGCGAGCGGUCCCUGGAGCUUCAAGGCCGGGGGGCCCAGCAGGAGGACGCCGUGUCGCAGUGAGCCCUGGCCCUCUCCUUGCUGGGUCCCCUGUGUUGGAGGCAGAAGAUGGGCUCCCAGGUGGGGGGCACUGGUGGCCAGGCCUGGCUGGUGGCGCGUGUGGCCUUUGAACAGGAUGGGGGUAAGCCGGAGGGGGCACUAGGGGCGUUAGAGGUAUGCCUCCGGGAGGAGAUGGCGGGGUCCUGGGGGGCAUGUCGCCUGCAGAGCUGCCUGGCGACCCUGGCCCUCAGCUGUCCCCCCCUCCUCUCACAGGCACGCUCUUUGGGCAGGGGAGCAGGGUGCCCCUCCCUGUCGCUUCAGGACGGCUACUGGCCCCCCAACGCUGACGGCCACAAGGUGGUAUGGGCACUCUUGCUGGCAGGUGACGACAGGCAGGGCCGUUGAGGCCUGCGGGUGCCCCCUCUGCGGGCCCGGCACUUGCUCCUGGGCUGCCUCCACCGGCCCGGGAUCUUGGUCACCUUUCACACCAGGCUCCCCCAGGGGACCCGGCUGGGCUCUUGGGCCACUCUCCAGCCACCUAACCCUAGGGCCCCCUCCUCGCUCGGCCCAGCAGUCCCUGGCGCCCGGCUCCCCCGCGGCGCACAGCCCUGCUGGCCCCUCGGCUGCCUCCGCUGCCCCCGGGGGCGCCCCUGCCUCCGGCUGCUGUGCGUGGACAGGUGGUGCCGGCACAGAGGGCCAGGGCUGUGUCCCCGCUUGGGGCCGACCCAGCCGCCAGGGGUCAGCAGAGCCCGGGAGGAGGGUGGGCCAGCUCGACACCGCCCACCCCGGCCCGACCUAGCCCGAACGCAACUCCGUUGUUUGAAUAAACGUGUUUGUGAAACCAGGCGGCGGGGCCUUCGGGAGCUCCCGGUCACCCCCGCCCCCCGCUUGGGGGGGGCGAGGGACCUCGGCGCGGCUGGAGGCGAGGGCCGAGGGGCAGCGUCCGUGGCUCCUUCGAGGUGGCCCCGGGCGACGGGCCAAGGCGCGACCCGGCGCGCACCCCUGCGACCCCACGUCGCCUUAGUGUCACGCACGCUCUCCGACAACGUCUCCUUGCCGACCGGCCCGCCCAGUACGCACGGGGAGGGCUGCGCCUGGCGGGAGGGGCGAGCGCUGCUCCGGCGCUGCCCUCCGAGCCGGACGCGCGUCCCAGCCUCGGUGAGGCCCCGGCCCCGAGCGCGCUCGGGCGCUGCCACCGCACGGGCGGCGCUCGGCAGGGACCGGGGCGGGGCUCCGGGCUCGCUCCGCCCGCACAGCCUCCGCGGCUCUCCUGGCCCAGCAGUCGGGCUGCGGCGGCCGAGCCUAGCCGAGCUGAGCCACCAGGCACAGCCCCAUUCACCUCCCGCACGCCAGCGCUCCGGGGACCGGGAGCGGAGCAGCGGGCACGCGUGGGUGUGCGUGUGCCCCGGCAGCCGGCGGUGCGGGCGUGCAUGA
This is a messenger RNA of Felis catus (domestic cat), 3371 nucleotides long. It is a transcript of the gene PARP10, whose product is annotated as poly(ADP-ribose) polymerase family member 10. The record is from RefSeq and is a predicted model, not a curated record. NCBI's taxonomy places the organism in Eukaryota, Metazoa, Chordata, Mammalia, Carnivora, Felidae.